Hibiscus syriacus is the source of this 1143-nucleotide messenger RNA. RefSeq names its product cinnamyl alcohol dehydrogenase 1-like. Gene Ontology annotation, molecular function: zinc ion binding; cinnamyl-alcohol dehydrogenase activity. The transcript has 5 exons. Gene Ontology annotation, biological process: lignin biosynthetic process. The record is from RefSeq and is a predicted model, not a curated record. Bases 40 to 1113 code for a protein of 357 amino acids. Lineage: Eukaryota; Viridiplantae; Streptophyta; Magnoliopsida; Malvales; Malvaceae.
UCCCACUAAUCUCUCGCCAUUGUUGAUCGGAACUCUAAAAUGGGCAGCCUUGAAACCGAGAGAAACACUACAGGGUGGGCAGCUAGAGACCCUUCAGGCUUCUUGUCUCCUUACACUUACUCCCUUAGAAACACCGGACCGGAAGAUGUUUUCGUCAAGGUUAUCUGCUGUGGGAUCUGUCACACUGAUAUCCAUCAAGCCAGAAACGAUCUCGGCAUGUCGAAUUACCCGAUGGUUCCUGGACAUGAAGUGGUUGGUGAGGUGGUGGAAGUAGGAUCAGAUGUGACCAAGUUCGCCGCAGGCGAAAUCGUCGGCGUCGGUUGUCUUGUCGGGUGUUGCAGGAACUGCAGGCCAUGCAACACGGACCGUGAACAAUACUGUUCCAAGAAGAUCUGGUCAUACAACGAUGUGUACACUGAUGGGAAUCCGACUCAAGGUGGCUUUGCCGGUUCCAUGGUGGUUGAUCAAAAGUUUGUGGUUAAAAUCCCGGAUGGAAUGUCGCCGGAGCAGGUAGCGCCGCUCUUAUGUGCUGGGAUCACGGUUUACAGCCCGCUGAACCACUUCGGUUUAACCACGAUUGGGUUAAGAGGGGGAGUAUUAGGACUCGGAGGAGUUGGCCACAUGGGGGUGAAGAUAGCAAAAGCAAUGGGACACCAUGUGACCGUCAUAAGCUCAUCCGAUAAGAAAAAACUCGAGGCACUCCAGCAUCUCGGCGCCGACGAAUACUUGGUCAGCUCUGACGCCGAAAGUAUGCGAAAGGCAACGGAAUCACUCGACUACAUCAUCGACACCGUGCCGGUUUUUCACCCACUCGAGCCUUAUCUUUCGUUGCUGAGACUCGAUGGGAAAUUGAUCUUGACCGGUGUCAUCAACACCCCUCUCCAGUUCCUCACCCCUGUGCUCAUGCUCGGCAGGAAAGAAAUCACAGGGAGCUUCAUCGGAAGCAUGAAGGAAACAGAGGAGAUGCUGGGAUUCUGUAAAGAGAAAGAUUUGAGAUCGAUGAUCGAAGUGGUGAAGAUGGAUUACAUAAACACGGCUAUCGAGAGGCUCGAGAAGAACGAUGUUCGAUAUCGGUUCGUCGUCGAUGUUGCAGGAAGCAAGAUUGAUCAAUAAAAAAAUUAACUAAAUCACCUACUCUGAACG